Molecule: messenger RNA, 452 nt
Organism: Racocetra persica
Lineage: Eukaryota; Fungi; Glomeromycota; Glomeromycetes; Diversisporales; Gigasporaceae
Source: the annotation of a GenBank genome assembly
AUGUCAAAUUCAGAAGAACGCCUUAAUGAAUUAGUGGCCAUAAAAACUAAACUUGAUAUUUCAUUUGACUUGGUUUCCUCUGUAGUGGACUCUUGGUUACCACCACUUGACCCUGGUGAAAAGGAGAAAGAAGAGGAGGAAGAGCGAAAACAAGAAAACCAAUUAACAAAGUCUAUACAAGAGUUACAUGCAACGAGGGUUGGUGGAACUAGUAGCGUUAAAUACAAGUCAACUUCCGAAAAGAAUCUAAAACGUAAAUUAAUACAAAGAAAUAUACAUAAUGAAGAUGAUAAUUUGAAUAACCACAGCGGAAAUAAACAGAUAACAAGGGAGAAUAAAUCUGAGGAUGAGGACGAUAGUAAAACUUCUGCUACAUGUAAAAAAUCAAGAUUGGAUUCUGUCACUAAUUGUGAUGAAAAAAUAUCAAUUUUAAAAAAUGAUUUUUUGUCAUU